Messenger RNA from Nylanderia fulva, 1504 nucleotides. It is a transcript of the gene ProRS-m, whose product is annotated as prolyl-tRNA synthetase 2-like protein, mitochondrial. Gene Ontology annotation, cellular component: mitochondrion; cytoplasm. Gene Ontology annotation, molecular function: ATP binding; proline-tRNA ligase activity. The record is from RefSeq and is a predicted model, not a curated record. Lineage: Eukaryota; Metazoa; Arthropoda; Insecta; Hymenoptera; Formicidae. Gene Ontology annotation, biological process: prolyl-tRNA aminoacylation.
CUUUAACUAUUACAUAUGGCGGAUUGGAAUAACCAAUCAGAACUCUUACUGGAGAAACUCUAACUUCAUCAACUAACGUUCCAUCAUCUAUGAUUGAAGAAUUUUGGAGUUUUAUUCACAGAUUUAUACCGGCAAUAUUAUUGUAUAUAUAUAAUAUUGACAUACACUUUCUAAAAUGGCAAGUAAAACAUUAAUUAAUUUAACUAGAAUGUCGAAAAUAUUUCAACCUAUGGGUGUAUCAUCCGAUACUGGAGAAAAGACAGAAAUAUCUCGAAGUCACAAGUUAAUGAUUAAUUAUGGAAUUAUUAAACCAGUUAGCAUCGGCAUGUAUGCUCUGUUGCCAUUGGGAAUGCGGAUCUUGAAUAAAUUGAUAAACCUUGUGGACAAGGAAAUGACAAAUCUUGGUGCAGAAAAGAUAUUGUUUCCAGCAUUGACUUCCACCUCACUAUGGAAAAAAACUAACAGAUAUAACUCUAAUAAAGCCGAAUUAUUUACAGUCAAAGAUAGACAUGAAAAAGAAUAUUUAUUAAGUCCAACAUAUGAAGAAGCAAUCUGUGAUUUAAUAUCAUCAACAGGACAUAUUUCAACUAAAUUAUUACCCUUGAGAUUAUAUCAAAUAUCUAGCAAAUGGCGAGAUGAAAUGAAACCACGACUCGGUUUCCUACGAAGCAGAGAAUUUAUUAUGAAGGACCUGUAUACAUUUGAUACUAACUUGGAUAAUGCAAAAUAUACAUAUGAUUUAGUCUGCGAGUCUUAUAAUAAUAUUUUUAAGCAAAUCGGCAUAAAAUAUGAAAAAGUCGUAGGUGAUGUGGGAACAAUUGGAGGUUUAGUAUCACAUGAAUAUCAUUAUGUAUCUAAUGUCGGUGAAGAUGUCAUACUUCAAUGCCCCUCGUGCUAUUUCUCUAUUAAUCAAACUAUUUCUGAGACGACGAGUUGUCCAAAGUGUAAAAACGAACUACAGCAAUAUAAUGCUGCUGAGAUAGGACACACAUUUUUAUUAAAUACAAAGUAUUCGCAACCAUUAAAGGCAAUGUUUAUGGAGCAACAUGAAUUGAAACCCUUGGUAAUGGGUUGUUUUGGUCUAGGAUUAAGUCGAAUUCUUAUGUUAACUGUUGAAAUCUUAUCAACAAAUAACGAGAUAAGAUGGCCAGUGAAAUUAGCACCAUAUACAGUAUGCAUAAUACCACCAAAGGCUGGUAGUAAAGAAGAAAACGCCUCUAAUUAUGUUGAGCGGCUGUUCGAAAUUCUCUGCAAACACGAUAUCGACGUAAUACUGGAUGAUCGUACAAAUUUAACGAUCGGUAAACGAUUUGUAUUUGCGCGUGCAGUAGGCUAUCCUUAUGUAAUUAUUGUUGGCAAAGCUGCAACUCGAUCAAUACCCUUAUUCGAAGUACACGAUAUAAACAAUUCGGUUUGCAAUGACUUAUCAUUGGAACAGAUAAGUCAUUAUUUUGACAGUAUAAAUUUAAAAAAUUAGACAGACAUGUAUAGUAUUCAUUUAGAA